This is a messenger RNA of Alnus glutinosa, 2223 nucleotides long. RefSeq names its product pentatricopeptide repeat-containing protein At4g01400, mitochondrial. The record is from RefSeq and is a predicted model, not a curated record. The transcript has 2 exons. The coding region runs from base 102 to 1490 and encodes 462 amino acids. NCBI's taxonomy places the organism in Eukaryota, Viridiplantae, Streptophyta, Magnoliopsida, Fagales, Betulaceae. Gene Ontology annotation, molecular function: protein binding.
UACCACCCAUCAGCCAACGUCGUCGUUUUACGAGGUCCAAUUCCACCGCCUUCUAAUUUCUAAAUAUCCCAAGCGAACGACGCUUUCUUUUGAACUUGAAAAUGAGAAUCGCGCUCGUCUCCAGAAUUAUCAGUGGCCCUCUCGAUUUCCGACCAAAAAUCCGGCCACUCUUCUUCUACUCCUCACGGCCACAACGCCACGAAAACCAAAAACGGCGACAAGAAGAAGAACCUCCCAAUUCCAAUUCCUCAAUUGGGUCUCCAUGUAGAGUCCAAAAACUGAUCGCCUCCCAAACAGACCCUCUCCUCGCCAAAGAAAUCUUCGACUACGCCUCCAACCAACCCAACUUCCGCCACUCUUACUCUUCCUACCUCAUUCUUAUCAUCAAACUUGGCCGCUCCAAAUACUUCUCUCUCAUUGACCACCUUCUCCUUCGCCUCAAAUCCCAGGCCUACCCUGUCACUCCCACCCUCUUCACCCACCUCAUCAAACUCUACGCCGAGGCUAAUUUGCCCGAUAGGGCUCUCAAAACCUUCUACACAAUGAUGGAGUUCAAUUGUAAGCCUUCCGUCAAACACUUGAACCGCAUUCUUGAGUUUCUGGUCUCCCACCGGAGCUAUGUCCGCCCCGCUUUCGAUCUUUUCAGGAAUGCGCAUCGCUACGGGGUCGAGCCCAAUACGAAAUCGUACAACAUUUUGAUGCGUGCGUUUUGUUUCUGUGGGGAUAUCAGUAUUGCUUACCAACUGUUCAACGAAAUGUUUAAGAGGGACGUUGUUCCGGACGUGGAGUCGUAUCGCAUUCUAAUGCAGGGUUUGUGCAGGAAGAGUCAGGUGAACAGGGCGGUGGACUUGUUGGAGGACAUGUUGAACAAAGGGUUUGUACCCGACACGUUGAGUUAUACCACUUUGUUGAAUAGUUUGUGCAGGAAGAAGAAGCUUAGGGAGGCGUACAAGCUUCUCUGUAGAAUGAAAGUUAAGGGGUGCAAUCCCGAUAUUGUUCACUAUAACACGGUUAUCUUAGGAUUUUGUAGAGAAGGGCGUGCAAUGGAUGCUUGUAAGGUUCUUGAGGAUAUGGCAUCAAAUGGGUGCUUGCCCAACUUGGUCUCGUAUCGAACUUUGGUUCAUGGCUUAUGUGAUCAGGGGAUGUUGGACGAGGCCAAGAAUUAUAUGGAGGAAAUGAUAUCAAAAGGGUUUUCUCCGCAUUUCUCUGUUAUUCAUGCUUUAGUCAAGGGUCUUUGUAAUGUUGGUAGGGUUGAAGAAGCUUGUGGAGUUCUAGGGGAAGCGCUAAAGCAUGGGGAAAGUCCUCAUGUAGAUACUUGGAUGACAAUAGUUCCUAGGAUUUGUGAAAUGGAUGAGACAGAAGGAAUGGGAGAACUUUUGGAAGAGCUUCUGAAGAUAGAAAUAAAGCCUCACACUAGAAUAGUGGAAGCAGGUGUUGCUUUGGAGGACUAUUUGAUCAGCAAGAUACGACCUGGACGAAGGAGAUCUUAAUUGUGUUUUGGUUUACGGCUAACUGGUUUGUUUGAUCCCUGAUAACAUGCAGAUGCAUAGAAUUGUCCUUCCCGAGACCGCGACAGAUUGUUCAUGCCCAUCUUCUGCCAGCAGCAUAAUGAAGCGAUUCUAUUAGAACAGGAGAAUAACUUCUAUAAGGACCUGGCAUUGUGCCCUCCAAUAGAGAAUGGACACAUCAGUAUAUUACACGCUUCUUCUGGGGUCUUGGAGAGGCAUUUAUUUAAGCGUUGGUCAGCGUAUCUUCUCCUUUGUUGCAGAGGGUCAAGCGAUUGCCCAUAGAAAUUUAAAUGUGCAAAUCAUUGAAGAAACUUGUGAUUAUUUGCAGUGUACGUGUGUAAUCACUGAGGGACUCAAAUGGCACAACAGUUCCUGCUGCAAUGCAUUCCAGCUUGUAUCUUCCAUGCUUUAAUGGCAGUCUCUCCAAAUGAAUUUUGGAAGAUAUGAUCAGAAUGGAUGAAUUGGUGAGAUUUCUAUCACUCAAUAUGCAGUCAAUUAAACACAGUAAAAAUGAUCAACAACUGCCUAAACUAUAGGCACUAAGAAACGGGCGUUAAGAGAUUUGUUUAGUUUCACCUAAUCAUUAUGAAAAUAAAACAAAGGAAGCUCUAAUUAACACACUUUUCUUUGGAAAUAUGUUUACGAGGACAUCAUCAGGAAUAGAAGUGUCUGUCCGUUUCUAUUGUAUUGAAAUCACUCCUAUUGAAUGAUGACA